This is a messenger RNA of Lodderomyces margitis, 2520 nucleotides long. RefSeq names its product tRNase Z. Gene Ontology annotation, cellular component: mitochondrion. The transcript has a single exon. Gene Ontology annotation, biological process: mitochondrial tRNA 3'-end processing. Lineage: Eukaryota; Fungi; Ascomycota; Pichiomycetes; Serinales; Debaryomycetaceae. Gene Ontology annotation, molecular function: 3'-tRNA processing endoribonuclease activity. The record is from RefSeq and is a predicted model, not a curated record. The coding region runs from base 1 to 2520 and encodes 839 amino acids.
AUGUUCAAAUUUACAACUAUUGCACAUAUAAACAAUGAUACUACACGUCCACUAGUUGCAUUAACUACGCGACAAGGGAAUCGGUACUUGUUUGGUAAAAUCCCCGAAGGGUCACAACGAGUGAUCAAUGCUAUUGGAUCAGAAGUCCGUUUCCCCAAAUUGCAAAGCAUAUUUCUCACUGGUACCAUUUCCACUUGGAGUGAUAUUGGUGGAUUACCGGGGCUAUUCUUGACCAUUAGCGAUGCGACCAAGAAGGGCAUUAAAGUUGUUGGAGAUUGUAAUUUACUAUCAUACAUUGUCGCUACUUGGAGACAAUUUGUAUUCCGAUUAGGUAUUGAUUUGGAAAUUGUAAAUGUUGACCAAAGUCCCUUGGUUUCCAAUGAUGAAGUUAUUGUCAAGUCAAUCAAGAUACCACCUAGGAAUAAAGCAACAACGACGACUCCUUCGUCAUCUGCAUCAGAAAAGGUAUUAACACAAAUUCGCAAAUUGGCAUCGCUUAUGUUUCCCUUAGAUACAACUGAAGUCAAUAGUCGUAAUCCCGAAUCAUACAAAUCAGACCCAUCGCUGAAGGAUAUUCAUACUCAUGUUCAAUUACCCGAAGCGUCCAAACUCAUCACUCAACAAGAUUCAAUAUCAUAUUAUGUUGAAUUUGUUCCCAUUCCGGGAAAAUUUGAUCCUAAAAGAGCUAAAGAAUUGGGAUUAAAACCGGGUCCAGUAUUUAAGGAACUAGUUGCUGGAAAAUCCGUGGUUAAUGAAGCUGGGGAUACAAUUUCACCAAGUCAGGUGGUGGGACCUGAUCGUAUCUUGCCAAAAGUGUUGAUUAUUGAUAUACCUAGCGAGGAUUAUUAUCAACCUACUAUAAGCAGUGACCAGUGGCAUAAGAUUGAUAAUGUCGGCCUUGUUUAUCAUUUCAUUGGCGAUGAUGUCGAUUUCAACAUGCAGGAGUACCAACUGUUUAUUAACCAGUUUCCUUCAAAUACAAAGCAUUUAGUCAGUCAUCGUUCAAUAACCAACAACAUCAUAAUCAAUGAGAAAUUUGCUGUAGGUCAUUUGAAAUUAAAACUGAUUAUGCCAGAAAAUUUCCAAUUGAUGAACCUGGAUCCAUUCAAGCCAUUGACUAAUGAUGGGAAGGUAGAUCGUUUACACUCAUUACAAUGUAUGGGUAUAGAUGAUACUGGAGUUCACUGCGACAAUGCUAAUGUCUUGAGCAAUUCCAAUGAAUUAUUGUAUAAAGAAAUCACUCACCUGAGUGAUAAAGAAGCACCAUCAUUUGAAUUAUUAGAAUCCAGAUUCAAUUUAGAUGAAAAGGGUCCUAACUUGAAAGAUUUGGUUCACAUAAGUACACUUGGUACUGGUUCAGCACUUCCUAGCAUAUCACGAAACGUCCUUGCCAAUCUUAUUCGAAUUCCUUAUCAACAUAAUGACGGUACAAUUGCAUACCGUUCAAUUAUCAUGGAUGCAGGUGAAAAUACCAUUGGAAGUAUGUUGCGAAAUUUCGGCCACGAUAGUGAAAACGAUUUGAAGCAAAUAUUUUCCGAAUUGGCUUUGAUUCAUUUAUCACAUUUGCAUGCUGAUCAUCAUUUAGGUAUGAUCUCUUUAAUUAACCGAUGGUUUGAAUUGAAUAGUGAUAUCGGCAGUGUCGACAAAAAGUUGUACUUGAUUGUUCCGUGGCAGUUUAUCACAUUUGUUCGUGAUUGGUACAGUUUAGAACAUCAAUAUAACCAAUCUAUUGAUUUAGCUCGAUUGCAAAUGUUUAGCUGUGAGGAUUUUCUAAAAGAAGGGAGGUUACCCGAGUACAAGAAACUCACCAUUGAUGAAUUUGAACAAGCUUAUGAUUGUGGAGAUAUUCAUCGGUCGAUAGCUAAAUCAUCAUUGCAGCCAUUAAACACUGCCGCCAUUGCCAAGAUGUAUGAUGCAAUUGGCAUUGAAUCAAUUUCAACUGUACGUGCACUCCAUUGUGCUUGGGCUUAUUCAUCAACAUUUAAAUUCAUCCUUGAUGCCAAUCACAGUCAAUUUUUCACAAUUUCAUUCUCUGGUGAUACUAGACCCAAUCCAAAGUUUUGUUCUAUUGGACACAAUUCCGAUUUAUUAAUUCAUGAAGCUUCGUUGGAUUCGUAUUGGAUCGAUGAAGCAAUAGCCAAGAAACAUACUGCUAUGAUUGAAGCAGUAGCCAUGUGUCAAUUGAUGAAUUGUCCUAAUUUACUUCUAACUCAUUUCAGUUCUCGUUAUGGAAUGAGUAAUAACUGUAUACCGAAACUGGAUUUAGAAAAUGAAGCCAGGGAACUAGAGGCACAAUUGAUUAGUAAACGAACUUUCAAUAUUUUUCGAAAUGCCGACUUGACAAAAUUGAAGGAUUUACAAAUUGUUUUCGCUUAUGAUUUGAUGAAUAUUAGAUUGGGAAAUUUCGAUAAACAACAGGAAAAAUGGCCAAUUUUGCAAAACUUAUUUGAAGGGAAUUCUAAAAAGAGGAAAUUAGCCAUGGAGGAUGAUGCUGACGUACACGAGGAAGAAACUACUUGA